Molecule: messenger RNA, 1301 nt
Organism: Coccidioides posadasii C735 delta SOWgp
Lineage: Eukaryota; Fungi; Ascomycota; Eurotiomycetes; Onygenales; Onygenaceae
Source: RefSeq, a predicted model, not a curated record
AUGUUUUGGGAUCGCAAGAAGGACGAACAGGUUGACGACACUGUUGGGCGGCCCUCGCGGCGGCGCAAGUUGAAUCCAGAAUUGCAGAAGCUUAUCAACCAAGAAGAAGAAUUCCUCGAUCAGCUUUAUGACGGCCGGUAUGGACAAGCUGGCAUAUCUGAUCAGUCUCCACCUGGCAGCUCUGCAGAUUCCAUCGAGACUCCUUAUCGCUACGCUGCGUACGCGACACGCAUCAAGACCCUUCUCCUUUCGGCACACCGUUAUGUCGCCUACACAUCCGACAUCGGUGAAUCCUUUCGGCCUAUAGCACACCCCUGGCUUGUACGAACUGCCUACGGUGUAUCUUGGGCCUAUAUCUUUGGAGAUGUUGCGAACGAAGGAUACAAGGCGUAUAUGCGGAACCAACGUAUCCUCAUCCCCAAAGACGAGGCAUACCGUUCCGCCGUCGCGACUCCCACUGGCCAAGACGUAGACUCACAUGUCGUUGCCAAGGAGGGUUUGCGGCAGCACCAAGCUUUAGUAAAGUACGGCAAAGUCACCUCCGAUCCUCAUUCAAUUUCUUGGAAUGAUCCUGAGGAGGAUACGUUGACGCCAUGGCCGACGAAGAGGAUUCCAUUGAGUGAAGAUUACAGAUCGAUUAUGGCCGAAAGAGCGGUGUUUCAAGGCCUUGCUAGUAUGGGCUUGCCGGCGUUUACCAUCCAUUCGGUUGUGAGAUAUUCUGGAAACGCGUUGAAGGGUAUAAAAUCCGCUUUCUUGAGGACAUGGGCUCCCAUUGGGCUCGGCUUAUCCAUCGUUCCCUUUCUACCAUAUGUCUUCGAUAAGCCAGUUGAAGAAGCGGUCUCUUGGUCUUUCCGCAAAGCUUUCCUAGCUAUCGGAGGCCCUGAGGCAGUUCCCAAAAGUGAAAUUGAAGAUAGCUCUGUUUCCAGGGCCAUUGAGACCUUUGAAGAGAGACGGCAUCGCCGACGAGAAGAGCGAGAACGGAGACGUGCUGAAAGACAGGCUCUUCUCGAAAAUACGAAAGAAGAAUAAACUAGCCGAAUUUCUAAAGAACCCAAAAAGCACCUCUGAAAGUCAGUUUUUACUUUGUAACUAGCAUUUUCUUUCCUUUUUUGUUGUGCACAGGCUAGGUGAUCCUCACUUUUCCCUUUAUCACAUCAUGGAGUCUUUGUUUAUGGAGUACAAGUAUUUUAUAUGCAUCUUUGUCAUGCCAGUUUGUGGUAUUUUGCUAUGACUCUAAACCCUGCUCUUUUCUGAAUACAUAUAGUAUAUAUAGCCUACAUAUCCAAGCGAGUGGAAUUUAC